AUGGGCAAGAAACGACAUCAAAGCUUCAAGCCGUUUCAAAGCAGUCCCUCUUUGCAAGCUCCAAAGCCCGCCGUCUCUGUCAAUGAGAGACUCGAGCAAUUGAGGCUUGAAGCACGCGGAAGCCGGCCUAUCGCGGCAUCUGUCCUCGCUCAUUCUCGGUCUGGGCCCGCCCUACCAGCUCAUCCUGAUAUUGCUUCAUUUCUUGGACUACAAUACCAAGAACCACAAGCUCGUGCAAAGCCUAAAUCGAGAGGCCAUUUAGCUCCAAAAAGCUGGACGACACCGGGACAUUUGCGCUCAAGCUCUCGUCCACAAUCAACCACUCGCAUUUAUGCCGGGUUGAAUAGACUAUCCGAUCUAUGUCUGUACUGCAUCAAGGGCCACAUCAAUCACAUGACAGGCCUUGGCUUGCACUACUUGCCACCGCAUCUCAAAGCACGGCUCCUAACUAAUUUGGAUGGACGACGCAUCAGCGGUCACGCACUGCAGGACCUUGUGCCUAAUGAAGAGGAUGAGAUUGAGCAUCUCAAUCUGACGUGGCUCUCAGAUGUACCGAUUGGCGUGUUGAGCAAUAUUAGUGAGCGCGACAUUGCUCGAGUGCUGCGAAGGUUGACAUCACUGCGGCGACUGACCAUCGACGCGCCACAGCUCGAGCACUUCUACAUGUAUUUACCAAGAGUCGUGGAACAUCUGUCAUUAGGCGUAGGUCAAUCAGAUACAGGAUUGCCAAGUUGGUCUGCCAUCGGGACGCACUUCUUGUCGCUUAAAAGUCUUACAGUCGUGGACCCCGGUUCUGACCUGUUGGAGCGAUUGGCGAGUAUCGAUUGGAAAGGGAGCUUGCGCACGAUACGUACUCUCUACAUUGGAUGGUCAAACACUCUUGAAGUGGAACAAGACGGUGGCGAAGCGCCUCGUUACCGACAAAAGCAGCCUGCAGGUGAUUUUGGAAUUCUGCUGCAAUCAUGGGCAUCUAAGAUACGAGCUCAGCGCUCGCCGGGUCAUCACCUUGAAGUUGUCUAUGGAAGUGUCUCUCUACAAUAG
Protomyces lactucae-debilis is the source of this 1041-nucleotide messenger RNA. RefSeq lists its product as uncharacterized. NCBI's taxonomy places the organism in Eukaryota, Fungi, Ascomycota, Taphrinomycetes, Taphrinales, Protomycetaceae. The transcript has a single exon. The coding region runs from base 1 to 1041 and encodes 346 amino acids. The record is from RefSeq and is a predicted model, not a curated record.